Messenger RNA from Podarcis muralis (Common wall lizard), 1647 nucleotides. The record is from RefSeq and is a predicted model, not a curated record. Lineage: Eukaryota; Metazoa; Chordata; Lepidosauria; Squamata; Lacertidae.
UAGUGGUUAGAGCACUGGACUGGGACUGGAGGUUUCGAAUCAUGCCCCACAGCCAGGCCAUGUUCCUCUGGCCUCAUGAGGAGCCUCUUUUGUGGGGCUAGCAAGUCUGGGCCUAAGCCACGUGGGAAGGGUCUUGCAGGGUGCGGCCUUCACGCCCCACAGCCAGGCAAAUUUAUUUCAUACCGCACCAUAUGGCAGCCAUUUUGUGUUUUGCUAUGUUCUCAUUGAUAGCCAAUUGGUGGAGUGGCCCAUGUAGCACUUUCUCAAAAUUGGUCUGGCUCCGUAUAAGGCAGCUUCCUCUGUGCUUAUCAUAUGAAAUACCCCACUUUGUAUUUUAAUAGGAGCGCAGGAUGUUCUGCAUUUAUAUCCUAAGGGGGGGGGCGAAUCUCAUGAGCGAUAUGUUCAAAUGUGUUUCUACGCUUGGGGGGCUGCUGUGUCGCUUGUUCCUGAACCUUUUCUUCCUUCCAAAUGCCCUGAAGAUCCAUUGCACACCUUGACUCGCAUGAGACCUCCUCUGUCUUAUUUGCUCAUUGAACCAGACCGGGAGAAGGAGGGAUGAAGGAAACAGAAAUCCAGCCUGAGAACGGAGGUCCCUGUCAAGAGAAUGGCCAAGAUCUCCUCAGGAUGUCUGCCAAGGUCUCCCCUGCUCCCCGCCUCUCCAAACCCCCCCUGCGGGUGAAAGACCUGGUGGUCAAAUGGCUGAGUGUAGUUUCCGGUCUCCAGUUGUGUGCAUUCCUGAUGGAUAUUUUGGCCUGGAUGAUGUGCAUUGCCUCAAUAGCCAUUGCCAACUGGAGAGUGUGGCGUGUGGAAAACAUCAAGGGAAUCGGCUCUGGGAACAUCUGGAUUGGAAUCUGGCAGGUCUGUUUUUGGAAAGACCCUUCUAACGACGGCAACGCUUUUUGGCAUUGCGAAGACCUCAAUGAGCAACAUCCAACCCUCCCAAGGGAAAUUUUUAUUGCCCAAGAUUUAAUGGCAUUAGCUUCCAUCAUGAAUUCAGCGGCCCUCGGAUUAAUUUCAUUUGCUUUGUACAACGUGUUCAAGCCCAGAAAACAUAAGGAUUUUGUGUUAACCUUUUUUAGCCUUGGAGCUCUGCUGAACUUACCUGCAGGGAUACUCGUCCUGAUUUCUGUGAUAUGGAACAUGUCUGCUGUCUUACAAAAUGGGGAAAUUGUCUUCCCAGAAGCUUUUGAAUUGCCUCAAAUUCCCAGCGAGCAGCAUAUUGGACCUUCUAUUUAUCUAGGCUAUAUCGCUGCGGGUUUCCAGCUGCUGAGUGCAGCAUUGGUUGGGAUGGAGAGAUGUUGCAUCAGGACCACCGCAACAGAUACAUCUCAAAUAGAAACUGUGGUGGUGAUUACCCCAGGAAGUGGGGUGAAAAGCGAGAGUCUUACUACUUGUUCGAAGUGUGGUUCUCUGCUGGACCUGGUAAUUCAAGAGAAAUCCUCCGCAGUGGAGAUGGAGAAGACCCAUGCGGAAGAUCUUGUCAUUCCAGAGGAAUCCUGCGCAGUGGAGAUGGAGGAAAGCUGUGCAAGUGAUCUUGUCAUUCCAGAGGAAUCCUGCGCAGUGGAGAAUCCAUUGCACACCUUGACUCGCAUGAGACCUCCUCUGUCUUAUUUGCUCAGUGAACCACACCGGGAGAAGGAGGGAUGA